CUCGCUCCUUCCGUCGCCCAACGACCCACGAUAGGUAUUCUGGCAUAUGGUAGCUUCCCCAAUCUCGUUGCAGCACAUCUGGCUUCUCAUCCAGAUCCUCCAUCAUCCGCAGGUAAGGAACAAACAAUGGCAAGCGUAUGCUGCUCUCGCCGCUGUCCAUCCGGAUCAUGGGCUGAUGCCAACAUAGCAUGGGAUUGCGCGCCCCGCAGCGAGUGUGCAGAGGACGGAGGAGCAACUACAAGAGGAGCACCGAAAGAUCCAGGAGUAUAGAGACUUGGAGGACCUCAUAAGGACCAAGGUGGGCACAUUCACGCGUGUCCAACUUUCUACUGUGCUGGGGCUAACUUCCAGCAGGUCGCAGAGCGCCAGUACACAGUUGAAGUCCUGAAUCUCACAUCCAAACUCCUCAAAGCAAAUCCAGAAUACUACACAAUAUGGAACGUCCGCCGCCGUUUACUAAUCUACGGAUUAUUCUCCAAAUCUUCGGAUUCAUCGUCGCCCUCGAAGGUGUCGCCGAGUACUUCGCGGAUCGACACUACACCAGUCUCUUCUACGCAACCCUCAGACUCUGUUACUACCUCCUCAGAGGCGUCGAAUACGGCCCUACCCGACCCCAGCUCCCAGAAUCCUGGGAAGAAUGGUACAACUCUUGAUUUGAUCAAAGCAGACUUGGAAUUUUUGUUUCCAAUAAUGGUGGGAUGGCCCAAAUGUUAUUGGCUAUGGAAUUACCGACUGUGGCUAUUGCAGGAAGCAAAUAAGCGGCUGGAUCCAAUCACGGCAAGAAAAUUAUGGACUCAGGAGCUCACACUCGUUGGGAAAAUGCUGGUCAGAGAUAGCCGGAACUUUCACGGAUGGCGUUAUAGAAGAAUCGUCGUGGACGAGCUCGAGAGCCAACACUUGCAAGGAACGAGUAUGGUUGAGGUGGAAUUUGAAUAUACCACAAAGGUCAUUCGUGGCCAGGAUGGUCUCUCCAACUUUUCAGCAUGGCACAGACGCAGCAAGCUGAUACCAAAGUUGCUGAAUGAGCGUGGGACAGAUGAUGCGGGAAGACGCCAAUUUUUGGAUGAUGGUAAGAAGUUCGUUGGAGGCCCACGAAGCCAAGGCUGACAUUGACGCAGAAUUUGACACAAUUAUAACCGCCAUGUACACAGACGCCUUUCCCUACGCCCAAUCUGUCUGGUUCUACUAUCAAUUUUUGAUGACAACUCUGACAGAUAGUGUUCGGCACGCCACAAUCACAUCUAAUUUCACACAAGAAGAUCGUAUUGGAUAUCUAACGCGACAGCUCUCCAUACUGAAAGAAAUGCUUGAGGAUGCAGACGACUGUAAAUGGAUUUAUGAUGCUCUGAUAGAGUACACCAUGUCCUUGAGUCAAAUGGAGCAACGUCAACUUGACAAAGAUGAGACUGAAGAUUGUAAAUUGUGGUUGUCCAAACUUCGAGUUCUGGAUCGCUUACGGGGAGGAAGAUGGGAUGAUCUUGACAAAGAACUUUCUGGUUCGCGUGCUUUGGUGCAGUAA
Molecule: messenger RNA, 1519 nt
Organism: Hymenoscyphus albidus
Lineage: Eukaryota; Fungi; Ascomycota; Leotiomycetes; Helotiales; Helotiaceae
Source: the annotation of a GenBank genome assembly